CGUUUGCUUACUGCGCAUGUGCGAAUUUAAUCCCACGCAGCACAUCACUGUAUAUUCAAUAUACUGUGACAGCACUGUCUUUGCGGCUUGUGUCACACACGUGGUUAUUCAUCGAUGCCGAGUAGAGCUGGACCAGCUGGACUUGUAGACGAUUAUUAAGUGCGAUUACACUUGCAAUCGUGAAGAUCAGAACGAACGAGAGAAUGGACGAAAAAGCGAAGUUAGUGCAGGCGUUUCUUCUGAAGAAAGGCUUAAUGAAGCAGCACAUAGAAUCUUAUAACUAUUUCAUCAAUAAGGAGCUUCAAAACAUCGUCAAGGCAAAUGAAAAGAUUCAGAGCGACGAGGAUUCACGCUUCUACCUGAAAUAUUUGAACAUAGAAGUGAAAAUGCCUGAAAUUCAGGACACUUCUACUACAACGCGAUCAACCACGCCACACGAGUGCCGUUUGAGAGACUUAAAUUAUUCCGCCCCAAUUUGCGUGGACAUCGAGUAUCUGAGAAACAACGAACGGGUAAUAAGGAAAAAUCUAGUCAUUGGAAAAAUGCCGAUAAUGUUGCGCAGCUCUAAAUGCGUGUUAGCUAACAAGUCCGAGUCCGAGUUGGCCAAGAUGAACGAGUGUGCCCUCGAUCCUGGCGGCUAUUUCAUUAUAAACGGUCAGGAGAAGGUGAUAUUGAUACAGGAGCAAAUGGUUAGGAACAGAAUUAUCUUGGAAGAGGACAGCAAGAACUGCAUCGUCGCGUCGUGCAACAGUUUCACCCACGACAAGAAGACCAAGACGAACGUUGCGAGCAAGGCUGGGAGGUAUUACUUGAGGCACAACAUGUUCCAAGACGACAUACCGAUCGCCGUCGUUUUCAAAGCGAUGGGCAUAAUAAGCGACUUGGAGAUCAUGCAAAUGGUCGGCACGCAAGAAGUCUACCUGCACAAAUUUGCGGCUAGUCUCGAGGAUUGUCAGGAGCUGGGCGUCUUUUCGCAGAACCAGGCGUUGAAGUAUCUCAAUAGGAAACGGCGACAGACAAGAUUUUACGUUCCGAAAUCCCGCGUUACCGACGAGAUGAAAGAUGUACUGGCGACGCACAUAUUGUCUCACGUGCCCAUCGUCGUCGACUUCAACUUCCGGCCGAAGGCGCUGUAUCUCGCCCUGAUGAUCAGAAGAGUUAUAAACGCUCAGUCGGAUCGCAGCCUGAUCGACGACAAGGAUUAUUACGGCAACAAACGUCUGGAACUGGCUGGAUCCCUUCUCGCUCUCAUGUUUGAGGACCUGUUCAAAAGGUUCAAUUGGGAGCUCAAGCAGAUUGCCAAUAAGAACAUUCCCAAGAUAAAAGCGGCGCCGUUCGACAUUGCCAAACACAUGAGACACGAUCUGAUUACCAACGGGCUGGCUUUCGCUAUCUCGUCGGGUAAUUGGACCAUCAAGAGGUUUCGAAUGGAGAGGCAUGGCGUGACGCAAGUGCUAUCCAGGCUCUCGUACAUCUCGGCGCUUGGCAUGAUGACGCGAGUCCACUCCCAGUUCGAGAAAACCAGAAAAGUGUCCGGCCCACGAUCGUUGCAGGGCUCUCAAUGGGGCAUGUUGUGUCCGAACGACACUCCCGAGGGAGAAUCUUGCGGUUUAGUGAAGAAUCUAGCAUUGAUGGCUCACAUCACCACGGAAGUGCCGGAGGAGCCGCUAAUAAAGCUGGCGCUUAAUCUCGGCGUGGAGAACAUUUACACUCUUGCCGGGGAGGAGUUGACUAACGAAGGCGUAUAUUCGGUUUUUGUCAACGGUAUCUUGGUGGGCAUCGUGCAGAAGCAUCAGAGACUGGUGCGUCAAUUCAGAGCAUUACGCAGGCAUGGAUACAUUAGCAGCUUAGUGUCGAUAUACACGCAGCAUCGGCACAAGUGCAUUCAAAUCAGUUCCGACGGCGGGCGAUUGUGCAGGCCGUGCAUCAUAGUUAAGAACGGAAAGUCUCUUGUCAAACAGAAACACAUAGAGGAUCUUGAGCGAAAUAUCACGACGUUUGAAGACUUCAUUCAUGCUGGUCUGAUCGAAUAUCUAGACGUGAACGAAGAAAAUGACAGCUUAAUCGCAUGCACGGAGGCCGAGAUCACUGACGACACGACGCAUCUGGAGAUCGCGGAGUUCGCGCUGUUGGGGGUGUGCGCGGGAUUGAUACCGUACCCGCACCACAAUCAGAGCCCGAGAAACACUUAUCAAUGCGCCAUGGGUAAACAGGCCAUGGGGGUCAUAGGGUACAAUCAGCGUAACCGCAUUGACACAGUCAUGUACAAUCUAGUAUAUCCACAGAGGCCCAUAGUGAAAACUCGCCCGAUCGAGCUGAUCAAUUACAAUAAAUUGCCGGCCGGCGAAAAUGCGAUUGUCGCCGUGAUGUCGUACAGCGGAUACGACAUCGAGGACGCGUUGGUUUUCAACAAGGCCUCCAUUGACCGGGGAUACGGAAGAUGUCUGGUGUAUCGAAACUCGAAGUGCAUAUUAAAGAAGUAUCCCAAUCAGACGUACGACAGGAUCAUGGGGCCGUCGAUAGACGCCAACACUAAGAAACCUGUACCGAAGCAUGAGAUUCUCGACAGCGAUGGGAUUGUGGCGCCUGGUGAAAUGGUGGAAAAUAAGACUAUAAUGGUGAACAAGUCAGUACCGGCGCCGAGUGAGAAUAUGGGGCCAGUGAGCUCCGGCAAUGUGCAAGCGCAUCCGGAAUAUCGAAACGCGGAGAUUCAAUUCAAAGGCCUGGUCCCGGCGUACGUAGAGAAAGUUAUGAUAUCCAGUAACGCGGACGAUGCCUUUUUAGUGAAGCUAUUGCUGAGGCAAACUCGGCGACCGGAGAUCGGCGAUAAAUUCAGCAGUCGCCACGGGCAGAAGGGCGUUAUAGGUUUAAUCGCUGAGCAAGAGGAUAUGCCAUUUAAUGAUCAAGGCAUGUGUCCCGACAUAAUCAUGAACCCGCAUGGCUUUCCAUCUCGAAUGACAGUUGGCAAGCUGUUAGAGAUACUCGCAGGCAAGGCUGGGGUCGUAAAUGGAAAAUUUCAUGAUGCAACAGCAUUUAGUGACAAUAAAGUGAGUGAUAUUUGCGAAGAAUUGGCGAAGAACGGCUAUAAUUACUUGGGCGAAGAUUUCUUUUACAACGGCAUGACUGGGGUACCGCUAAUGGGAUACAUCUACUCUGGACCAGUUUAUUAUCAGAAAUUGAAACAUAUGGUGCAAGACAAGAUGCACGCCCGUGCCAGAGGCCCAAGAGUAGUUCUAACACGUCAGCCAACUGAAGGACGUUCAAGGGAUGGUGGUUUGCGACUGGGUGAAAUGGAACGUGACUGUCUGAUCAGUUACGGAGCUAGUAUGUUAUUAGUGGAGAGACUCAUGAUAUCGAGCGAUGCUUUUAAAGUCGACAUUUGUAACAACUGCGGCCUGAUAGGGUACAACGGCUGGUGCCACAGAUGCAAAUCCAGCUCUUCCGUCUCUACGAUAACGAUACCUUAUGCUUGUAAAUUAUUGUUCCAAGAGAUGCAGUCCAUGAAUGUAGUACCUCGUUUGUCUCUAAAGGACUAUUGUGAUUGACCGUACAUUAUAAUAGAAAUAAAAAUACGAGAGAGAAAUAAUAUAAGACUUGCAAUAAUUUUGAAAGGAUUUCAAGUGUGUUAACAAUAUUAACUUAAUUUAUUUCAUGGACACGAGGUCGUCAAAAUUUACCUAAAUACAGAAUAAAAACAGCAUCUGUCAUGUAAACCUAUUACAGAUUGUGUGUACAUAUAAUAUAAAUAAUUAUUAUAGUAUGCAUUUUGGAAGACG
Vollenhovia emeryi is the source of this 3776-nucleotide messenger RNA. RefSeq names its product DNA-directed RNA polymerase III subunit RPC2 (gene RpIII128). The record is from RefSeq and is a predicted model, not a curated record. Gene Ontology annotation, biological process: DNA-templated transcription. NCBI's taxonomy places the organism in Eukaryota, Metazoa, Arthropoda, Insecta, Hymenoptera, Formicidae. The coding region runs from base 204 to 3545 and encodes 1113 amino acids. The transcript has 9 exons. Gene Ontology annotation, cellular component: RNA polymerase III complex. Gene Ontology annotation, molecular function: DNA binding; DNA-directed RNA polymerase activity; ribonucleoside binding.